AUGGCUUGCAACGCAAUGUUGCUCCGGUUCAUCGAAGAUGGCCAAGUCGAAUACAUAAAAUUGUUGUUAGAAAAUGGAAUGGAUGUAAAUCAGCCAAUUAUAACAACUGGAGAAUUUGCUGGCUUUACAGCAUUACAUGUUGCGUGCAUGAAAAAUGACCCUGUAUUGGUGAAGUUACUGGUUAAAGAUUAUGGAGCAGAUGUCAAUGCCACGGCUGCUGACGGGAGUCAACCCUUACUUUUGGCUUGUUUAUAUGAAAAAUGCAAGGAGUAUCCAGAGUGGGGCGGUCCAAUAGGCACAUUGGUGAACGCCAAAGCAAAUGUUGAUAUUGAAUUUGGAAAAAAAAUUUUGUUUAAGCACUUCAAAGACAGAGAAUGGUAUCCCGAUUUCGGUGAAAAAAUACCUCUCGUUGCUUAUCUGAUUCUUAACAACGAAUCGGAUAAAACUUUGCUUUUUAAAGAAUGUAACAUAAACAUGAUAAGCCGAAGUAACAAAACAUUGCUGAUGUACCUUAUAGAAAAAGGCAAUAUUUAUAACACUGACAAAUUAAUCUCACGCUCUAAGGUUUCAAUAUUGAUGGAGAAUCUGAUAAACCAUCGCGAUGAUGAUGAUGUACCGCUAUCUCAUUAUCCACUGCAUCCUAAAAAAUUUGGAAAUUUUCGUUGUCACACAGAUACGCUGUUCGAAACUAAUAGCGUUACUUUUGAUUAUGAGUUAUUAAGGCACGGCAUUGACAAAUAUGCACUGAUAAAUAAUGACCCGGCAACAUUUUUACCUAAUCUAGCAGCUUACAGAUGUGCUCCAAGUAUGCUGGAACUUUUUUUACCUUAUUAUACUUCCAUGCCAUUAUCUAGAAUUUUACACUACGCCACGCUUCCUAUCGAUGAAAACUCUGAUAACUUGAUAUAUUUGGGCCCAUUAAAUCGAAAAUCAAAGCAAAUAGAAAAAAAGUGCAUCGAAAUUGCUUUGAAGGAUCUGGUCUUUAGGCGUGCAAUUAAAUCACCUGUUCCAAAAGAAGAAAUUGAGUUAAUGGAUAAACUAAUUUCAAGCGACAAAAAUAUCAGUAACAUUGUACGCAACUACAAAAAAAAAAUAACUGGCAUUUAUUCCUUGAAUGUAGAAUUCGGUAAUAAAAAAAUGAAAAUGUCUGAUUUUCUAAUGCUAGCUUAUGACGAUAAAAAAAUAAAAUUAUUGGCGCAAGGAGAAAGUUCACUGGAUGACUUUUUUGAAGAUUACAAGUUGAAUCUUGACAAAAAUGGAAUGGAUGUAAAUCAACCAAUCAUAACAACUGGAGAAUUUGCUGGCUUUACAGCAUUACAUGUUGCGUGCAUGAAAAAUGGCCCUGUAUUGGUGAAGUUACUGGUUAAAGAUUACGGAGCAGAUGUCAAUGCCACGGCUGCUGACGGGAGUCAACCCUUACUUUUGGCUUGUUUAUAUGAAAAAUGCAAGGAGUAUCCAGAGUGGGGCGGUCCAAUAGGCACAUUGGUGAACGCCAAAGCAAAUGUUGAUAUUGAAUUUGGAAAAAAAAUUUUGUUUAAGCACUUCAAAGACAGAGAAUGGUAUCCCGAUUUCGGUGAAAAAAUACCUCUCAUUGCUUAUCUGAUUCUUAACAACGAACUGGAUAAAACUUUACUUUUUAAAGAAUGUAACAUAAACAUGAUAAGCCGAAGUAACAAAACAUUGCUGAUGUACCUUAUGGAAAAAGGGGAUAUUUAUAAUACUGAAAGAUUUAUUUUAAGAUGUGAGGUUUCAAUAUGGAUGGAGAAGCUGAUAAACCAUCGUGAUGAUGAUGAUGUACCGCUAUCUCAUUAUACACUCCAUCCUAAAAAAUUUGGAAAUUUUCGUUGGAACAAAUAUACGGUGUUCGAUACGAUAUUCGAAACUGAUAUCGAUUGUUUUGAUUAUGAAUUAAUAAAGCACGGCGCUGACAAAUGUGCACUGAUAAAUAAUGACCCGGCAACAUUUUUGCCUAAUCUAGCAGCUUACAGAUGUUCUCCAAAAAUGCUAAAACUUUUCUUACCUUAUUAUACUUCCAUGCCAUUAUCUAGAAUUUUAUACUACGCCACACUUCCUAUCGAUGAAAACUCUGAUAACUUGAUAUAUUUAGAUCCAGAAAUUAACAACCGAAGUCAUUAUCUGAAAAAUAUAAAAAAAAUAAGAAACGAGUGCAUCGAAAUUGCUUUGAAGGAUCUGGUCUUUAGGCGUGCAAUUAAAUUACCUGUUCCAAAAGAAGAAAUUGAGUUAAUGGAUAAACUAAUUUCAAGCGACAAAAAUAUCAGUAACAUUGUAAGCAACUACAAAAAAAGAAUCUCUGACAUUUAUUUCGUGAAUAUAGAAUUAGGCGAUAAAAAAAUUAAAAUGUCUGAUUUUCUAAUGUUAGCUUAUAACGAUAAAAAAGUCAAAUUAUUGGCGCAAGAAGAAAGUUCACUGGAUGCCUUUAGCGAUGGUUACCGCAGGUUGGAUCGUGACAAUAAUUUCGAUGAUUACUUUCAGGCUCCAGUUUUUGGGAGGGUAAUAUAUGCCAGAAAAAGAUUGAAACAUCUCGAAAACUUAAAAAAAGUUUCUUCUCUUAGAGAAGCUAUACCGUUGCCAUAUGAAGUGGUUUUGGAAAUUGUUGAGUACCUAAACAACCUGCACUUAGACAUGUUUAUAAAAGCUUUUUAUAGUUUGUAA
Molecule: messenger RNA, 2673 nt
Organism: Cotesia congregata
Lineage: Eukaryota; Metazoa; Arthropoda; Insecta; Hymenoptera; Braconidae
Source: the annotation of a GenBank genome assembly